Messenger RNA from Hirundo rustica (Barn swallow), 4617 nucleotides. It is a transcript of the gene ATE1, whose product is annotated as arginyltransferase 1. Gene Ontology annotation, molecular function: arginyl-tRNA--protein transferase activity. The record is from RefSeq and is a predicted model, not a curated record. NCBI's taxonomy places the organism in Eukaryota, Metazoa, Chordata, Aves, Passeriformes, Hirundinidae. The coding region runs from base 34 to 1614 and encodes 526 amino acids. The transcript has 12 exons. Gene Ontology annotation, biological process: protein arginylation. Gene Ontology annotation, cellular component: cytoplasm.
GGCGCUGACCUGAGGCGGGCGGGCGCCGCGGGGAUGGCGGCGGGCGGCGGCUCCCCGAGCAUCGUCGAGUUCUUCGGCGGGGAGGAUGGCUACCGCUGCGGCUACUGCAGGAGCGAUAACGGCAACCUCUCGCACGGUAUGUGGGCACAUUCGAUGACAGUUCAAGAUUACCAGGAUCUCAUAGACAGAGGAUGGCGAAGAAGUGGCAAAUAUGUCUACAAACCUAUCAUGAAUCAAACAUGUUGUCCUCAAUACACAAUAAGGUGCCAGGCUUUGCAUUUUCAGGCUUCCAAGUCCCACAAGAAGGUGCUGAAGAAAAUGUUGAAAUUUAUUUCCAAAGGAGAUGUUUCCAAAGUGGCAAGUGAAGAAGAGCCGAUGGAUUCCCAUACAGAGGAUGUGGCCACGUGUGAUUUUCCAUACAAAAGCGAGUCUCAGGUCAGUCAGUCUGAACUGACUCCCUUGGCUGUGGAUCACACUGAGGGGGUGGAGAAUGAAGAUAAGGGCUCAGGAGAAACAAAAGAAGAGGGGAAUGUGCAGAAGGUGGAAUCGGAUUCUGUUCAGAUCUGUGCAGACAAAGACACACCGGUCCCUGCAGAGCCAUCACAUUCAGCUAAAGCUGUUCAUGCACCACCUAAGCCAGGGAAAGGGGCUGAUCUGAGCAAGCCCCUGUGUCGGAAAGCAAAGGACAUAAGGAGAGAGAGAAAACUACAGAAGCUCCUGCAGAACCAGAUGGGCACAGCAGAAGGCUCUCAACUUCAAGGAGAUCAAGCUUUACUCUUGCAAAACUCUAAAUCUAAAACAAACCAGCCUAAAAACAUUGAAGACUUUGUAUUUGUCCCUCUACCUGAUGAUGCACGACACAAAUUAGAGGUGAGGUUAGUACCUGUCUCCUUUGAGGACCCCCAGUUCAAAGCAUCCUUCAACCAAUCUGCCACUUUAUUUGCCAAGUAUCAGAUGUCUGUUCACAAGGAGACACCUUCUGACUGUGGGGAGAACGAGUUCACACGAUUCCUCUGUGAUUCCCCUCUGGAGGCGGAGCACGCCCCAAACGGGCCGGAAUGUGGCUAUGGCUCCUUCCACCAGCAGUACUGGCUGGAUGGGAAGAUAAUUGCUGUUGGUGUCAUUGAUAUCCUGCCCUACUGUGUGUCCUCGGUCUAUCUGUACUACGACCCAGACUUCUCUUUCUUAUCUUUGGGAGUCUACUCUGCCUUACGGGAAAUUGCUUUUACUAGACAGCUUCAUGAAAAAGCUCCUGAUCUCUGUUUUUAUUACAUGGGUUUCUACAUUCAUUCAUGCCCGAAAAUGAGAUACAAGGGUCAGUACAGGCCCUCAGACCUGCUGUGUCCAGAGACCUACGUGUGGACACCCAUUGAGCAAUGCCUGCCCCUGCUCGAGCACUCCAAAUACUCCCGCUUCAACCAGGAUGGAAACGCAGUCGAUGAAGGUCGCCUGAAGGAGCUGGGCAGGGUGAAGGUGCUCCACAAGAGAACCGUGAUGCCUUACAGCGUGUACAAGAAGAGGAGGAAGGGGCCGAGUGACGAGGCCAGCGUGCAGCAGUAUGCGAGCCUGGUGGGACAGACCUGUUCAGAGAGGAUGCUGCUGUUCAGGAGCUGAAAGCCCGUGAGAUGGCCCCUGUUUCAAUGGCCCCACAUUUCAUUGCACUGCCCCCGGGUGCGCUGUCCCAUAGUCGUGUGCUGGUGUGCCCACUGAGAUAGGCUGAAACACAGGUACAUAGCCAGGCUUGUGUCGAUACGUGGUACUGUGCGUAAAGGUCACCUCCAGUGAAUCUUACAGUACAGCAAGGCUUCAGCAAUAUCAGUUUAGAAAAAACAACGCUUGCAGUAUAUUUUAAUUAAGUAGUUCUAGCCUUUCUAUGCAUUAUGAAUAAUUAAGUAUCUAAGCGAAAUGAAAACCAGGUGUCUUUUUUCUUUCUUCUUCUUUUUUUUUUUUCUUUUUUUCUUUUUCGUUUUGUUUUGGUUUUUUUGGUAGAGACAAAGGUUGACUGAAUCUAGAUUAAGAAUCAUUAAAUUACAGAUGUUUUCAAAUAGCACCUUGGCUAUCUGUUGUUAAAAAUUGCUGUGAAAUUUGUGCUCACGUUUGUAUGCUCCUAAAAUCUUGCAAGAGAACUGAAACAUGCUCUUACUUUCCGGCAUGAUACAAUUUUAUUCCAGCAGUACAUUUGAAAAACAGGAAGAAAUUAUUUUCACUGCACACUCUUCAUUUGUUUCAAGCAGUAAGUCGGUGUCAGAGGUCCUAGCAAGUGGAGGAGUUGGUGGUGGGUUCUCAGUGGCAGGGGAUGAUGCAGUGCUUUGGAAAACUUUCCCCUUCAGAGAAGAAGCAGAACAGUUGCACUAUAAAUAUACCAAAGAUAUGCAGCCAAGUGGCACAGUGGUUUUUGGUAUAAGCCUUAUCCUUUGUCUAACGAGAGUGGGUGUUUCAAUGCACAUGGCUAAUGGGAAAUAGAGCUCGGGAGGUUUAUCCUGCAGCUCUCAGUGCACAUUUCAGAACUAUGCUAACAAACACAAGAUAUAAGGUACCACUGCUGGGUUUUGUUGCAGGUGCUUUUUUUUUUCCUGCAGAAUAGUACAGGAAAACUUAAAUACCAUAUUCCAGCUUUUUUACUGACUGUUUUGUUUCUGGUGCAGCAGCUCACGGGCUAACAUCCUUAAUGACAUUUUAGUAAAUACUUCUGUUGGAAACACAGGAAGUUGUGAUCCUUUGUGAAAGCACUUUAUUAUCUCAUCUAUAGACGUUGUCUAUGUCCCUAUUAAGUCAUAUAAGUUGGAGGAAUUUGGGGAAAUAACGCUGUUGUAUAAUUCAGUAAUGUAUUACAACACUGUAACACUACCAAUGCAUUUGUGUUUCUUAUCUUCUUGGAUAACAGGGCCUGGUAUUUACCUUGAAUCAACUUGGAGUUUCCUGUUAGCCUUUGAACAAAGAUUCUUAUUCAAGGAUUUGUGGGUGGUUUUCCCCCAGAAAGGAAACAAAUUCAGUUUUACCCUCUGAGGGUUACAUCUCCUAUCAUUCAUGGAUUCAUUGAUUUCAUUUUAAACACUUGGCCAAUAUUAUUAAUCAUUAGUUUUUAUGUGGAGCAGACGUAAGAACUCGGGGAAUCAAGUGCAAUGCAGAUUUAACUUUGUUUUUCCAUAUCUAUUUGAUACGAAAUUAGUGUAUAUUGUAAUGUUAUUGACAGUACAGCUUCAAUAGCAACUUUAAAAAGCCAUUUUGUGUUUUAUUAAUUGGGCUGCAUGGUAUUGAUCUGCCCCCAGCCUGCAGCAGAAAUGGUCAUUCACGUCAGCAUCAUAUCUGGUGUGUGUUUAUCUGUUGCCUGGUACUGAGAAGUUUCUUUGCACUGUACCUUCUGGUUUGUCCAUGCCUUACCUCAGCCUCCUGCCAUGGGGAGAACCACUGAAUAACCCUCAUGAAGAGUAUUGUGAAGAAUUCCUUUCUGUGGAGAAAAUACUCACACCACUCUGUCAAACAGUUCUCUGCCUGCACAGCGUGCUGGAAAGUGGUGAUGCCCAUAUGGCUUGCGACCAAAAUAAAUGAGAAAACCUUUUUAUGUGAUAUAAAAUCAGUUAACAGGCACUGAGGAAUUUCACUAUGAAUUGCAAUACCUUGAAGGUUAUCAAAGCCAUUUAAUGACAGCCUCGCUGAGCUCCUGGAGAAGUUAAAAGUUUUUGUUAAAUUUCAAGGGAGCAGACUUAAUGUCCCCACUGAGAGUUCCUGGAGAGCUCCGUCUCUUUGUGUCUGUAUUUGUUACUGAUAUGCCUUGGAUUAGGCUUUUAUCUGAUGCUCCGUUUCUCUUGGGGAGCUUUUAAGGACUGCAGUUAAAGGAAAGUGAUAGAAGUACAAACCUGAAAACGGAGCACAGCUUGAGGCUGUCCUUAGUGUGAGCACUGGAGGUAAAUGACCAUUUCCUGUGAGUCUGAAAUGGUGCUUUCACUUUCUGACCUCCACUGGGACUGCAGCACCACGGCAGACUGGGCUCCUGGCUCGUACUCAACUCAAAUAUGGAUUUAUAUUAAAAAGCAAAACCAGGCGACACUGAGAUUAACUCGAAAACUGAGUUCAUCUCCUGUGGUUUGCUGAGAUCUGACUCACUCUGGUGUUAUUUUAGGAGGAAACUGGUGCAGUAUUUUUGAGGACUGAUACCUCUAUCCCUGUUUUUGGAAGGGGGACAGAGGCUGAGGAUGAAGUUCUGUAAAUUUUGCCUGUGACUUCAGUGGAGCUGAAAAUUCACCACUAUUGCAAUAUUAUUUAAUAUAUUGUCAUUGACGAUUAUUGAAUUUAGAGAUAUUUAACUUAGCACAAACUAUUUUAUAAAAGGUUUUUUGUGUAACUGGUUUGUGAGAGUCAAUCUCCUAUGUAAGGUUGCCUUGUUCUGUCAUCUGUUGAUAAAUGAGCAUAAAAUGGUGGUAAGAAAAUGCAGAGUUGUGAGCAGUGCUAAAAAAUGCUAUUUUUUGUAUGAAUUGGAAAGAAAUGGGAAGCUUACACAUGUCCAGCAUCAACACGUGUCAGUAAAUUCAAGAACCUGCAUGUUGUUUGUAAUUGCUUUUUAGCAGGCCUGUUUGACUUGCAAGUGUAGAAAAUAAAGUUAUUUCCAGUCUCUGUGAA